Messenger RNA from Siniperca chuatsi (mandarin fish), 2148 nucleotides. RefSeq names its product alkaline phosphatase 3 (gene alp3). Lineage: Eukaryota; Metazoa; Chordata; Actinopteri; Centrarchiformes; Sinipercidae. The record is from RefSeq and is a predicted model, not a curated record. Gene Ontology annotation, cellular component: plasma membrane. The transcript has 11 exons. Bases 89 to 1711 code for a protein of 540 amino acids. Gene Ontology annotation, biological process: dephosphorylation. Gene Ontology annotation, molecular function: alkaline phosphatase activity.
CCGGUGUGAUUGGAGACAAGCAUUAUCUCAGUGGAGGAGGUGAUCUUUGGGAAGGUUAGAGGAGCGCUUCUCCAGCCUGAACGCGGCCAUGGGGUUGACAAGAGUGGCCAUCUUGGCUCUCUUUCUGCUGGUAGCAUGUGGAUCAUCUAAUGCCAAAAUUGGGGAGGAGAACCCGGAGUUCUGGAGGUCACAGGCCCGGAAGACUUUGCAGUCAGCGUUGGACAGGAAGCUUAACACCAAUGUGGCCAAGAACAUCCUGUUUUUCCUUGGAGAUGGUAUGGGAAUCACAACCUACACGGCGGCUCGUAUCCUCAAGGGACAGCUGCAGAACCAGACUGGAGAGGAGACAGUGAUGACCAUGGACACCUUCCCUAAUGUGGGACUAGCUAAGACCUACAGUGUGGACUUCCAGAUUCCAGACAGUGCAGCCACAGCCACAGCCUAUCUGUGUGGAGUGAAAACCAACCUGAACACCAUCGGAGUUAGUGCAGCAGCUCGCAACGGAGUCUGCAAGUCUCAGAAGGGCAACGAGGUCACGUCCAUCCUGAAGUGGGCCAAAGACGCUGGCAAGUCUGUCGGCAUUGUAACAACCACGCGGGUGCAACAUGCCACCCCAGCAACCAGCUACGCCCACAGCGCCAGCAGGAAGUGGUACAGUGACGCUGACAUGCCUGAUGCUGCCAAGAGGGACGGCUGCACCGACAUCGCCUCCCAGCUCCUCAAAAACACUGACAUAGAUGUGAUCAUUGGUGGUGGUAGAAAGUACAUGACCCCUAGGGGCACCAAGGACCCAGAAUACCCCAGGGAUUACUCCUCCAGGGGCAAAAGAAAAGACGGACGCAACCUCAUUGCUGAGUGGCAGAGCAUGAAAAUUGGAAAGAUAGCCCACUAUGUGUGGAAUAAAACUGAUUUCAAUGCUGUUGACCCUGAAACUACAGACUACCUCAUGGCUCUGUUUGAACCUGGUGAUCUGCGCUUUGAGGCGGAGAGGGAUCCAAACAUGGAUCCAUCCCUCGUCGAGACUACAGAAAAGGCCAUCCGCAUCCUCCAGAAAAACCCUAAAGGCUUCUUCCUGCUAGUGGAGGGUGGGCGAAUUGACCAGGCUCACCACGCUGGCCGGGCGUACAUGGCGCUCCAUGAGACGGUUGCUUUUGACUACGCCAUCGCCAAGGGCCUUGAACUCACCAAAGAGCAUGAAACUCUCACUAUAGUGAUGGCUGACCACUCCCAUCCUGUUACCUUUAAUGGAUACCCAUUUCGAGGGCAGAGCAUUCUGGGUAAAUCUCCGCUAUGGGCUACAGACAUGCUGCCUUUCACCACGCUGAUGUACGGCAAUGGACCUGGACACAAAAUCACCAACGGCAAGCGCCCAGACAUCCGCAAUGUCAGCACUAAAACUAAAGACUAUGUCCAGCUGUCUGCCGUACCCACAGAGUCGGCCACCCACAGCGGAGAGGAUGUGGCAGUGCUCGCCCGCGGACCCAUGGCCCACCUUUUCCAGGGCGUACAGGAGCAGAACUACAUCGCCCACGCCAUGGCCUACGCUGCCUGCGUGGGCGCCGACCUGAGGCACUGCCAGGGGCAAACUGAAGCACCUGUGGUUCACACCACGUUCACCAGGGACAGGAAUGGAGCUGGGGCAGCUCGUGGCUCAGCAGCUUUGCUCAGUAGCAUCCUCAGUGCGCUGGUGGCUCUUAGAGUGCUGAUGUAAGAUCCCCUUUCUUUGGUGACCCCGAUUAAUCUCCCUACACUUGCCACAUCAGGGAGGUCAGAGGUCAAGCUCAUAGAGGAGUGGGCAGGGAUUCAGUGACUUGCUCAAGGACACUUCAGCACUGCCACUGCAGCUUCUUGAACCAGGGUUAUGUUGUCUCUAGCGGAGCAUCUUGUUAAGACAGAGAGAAUUAGAUUAUCAGAAGUCACAAACUAAGAUAUGGAGUUUUCCUUGUUUUAUAAAAUCAGAAGAGUAAUUAUUUAAACUUCGCUACAAAAUGAAAUCAAAUUGACUCCAACACCAUAUUAAUAAGAACCUGUUGAAAAUCAUAAAUCAUGAAUCAUCUUGUUUUUACUUUGGCAGUUUGUUAUACAAUAAAGCAGUCCUUGAAUAGAGAGUCGGUUUGUCACUAUUCAGUAUAAACUGAUAUAUACAUA